Molecule: messenger RNA, 323 nt
Organism: Staurois parvus
Lineage: Eukaryota; Metazoa; Chordata; Amphibia; Anura; Ranidae
Source: the annotation of a GenBank genome assembly
CUUGUACCAUGUGAUCUCUGUGAUCAUUCACAGAUUUCACACGUAGUAAUCAAUGAUGUCAGAAGUGACAUCUUGCUUACUACUAUUCAUGUGUUUACUGAUUGGCCAAUCAGUGAUCACAUGAUCGGGACCUCACACAUAAGUCCCGUACAGCAAUCGGUGUUCCCCUGUGUCCGGAGCACACAGUGGGCACUGCGCGCACAAGCAGGGAAGUUUAUAAACGGCCACCCGCCCCUGCACUGCUCCCGUUCAGCCGUUUAUAUACAUGGGCCGGAUGGGAAGUGGUUAAAGUAUAACUAAAGGCAAAACCUUUUUUUUUUCCG